AUGGUAACAAAAGAAGCCGCUAUGUCUUUCUCGCAAUUUGGAUAUCCUUACAAUGCAACUUCACAGUUUUUCGUGUCGGCAAACCCCAGUACGACUUGCUGCGAUUCGAUUUCCAGGUCGGUGUCUGACGGGUCCAACGCAUCCCAGACUGCAUCCUCCUUCUGUUGCCCCUCAUACGAAAACCGGCUUUUGGCAAGCACCAGGACAGAGCUGAACGCAGCUCUCGGAAUGUACAGCUCUCCAUACGCAGCUGCGGCCGCAGCCAGCCAGAACUACGCUAACUACUUUCCAUAUAGUACCGACCCCUCCGCUAUCUACUCAACGCUGAAUCCACAAUAUGAUAUUAAAGAGGGAACGGGAAGUCUCCACAGCGGGAUAACUCAACCCGCUGCAUACUACCCAUACGACCACUCCCUAGGCCAAUACCAGUACGACAGAUAUGGAACAGUAGACUUCAAUGCUUCUGCCAGGAGAAAGAACGCCACACGGGAGACCACCAGUACCCUUAAAACUUGGCUUUACGAGCACAGGAAAAACCCGUACCCGACCAAGGGCGAGAAAAUAAUGUUGGCCAUCAUCACCAAAAUGACCCUCACUCAAGUGUCCACCUGGUUCGCCAACGCCAGGAGGAGACUGAAGAAGGAGAACAAGAUGACCUGGUCCCCUAAAAACAAGACCGGUGAGGACAGAAAGGAUGAUCUGGAUAAGACUGACCAGGAUUGUGCCACCAAAGACUCUAAAGAUGCCAACGAGGAUAAGGAUUUGCGGCUAAGUGACCUAGAUGACAUUGAAGAUGAUGACUGUGACAAACUGGACAGUGACUGUGAGAAAGUGGUCCAUGAGAACCCGUCCCUCCAGAGCGCCAUCCCCUCCAGCACCCCAAAGAAAGACGGUCACCCUGAGCUCAGUCUCCCAACCAGCUACCCCACCUUCCCCUGCAGCCUGAAGAAUGUCUCAGGACUGGCUCCAGAUUUCCUGGAACCCUUAACCUCCAAGCAGCCCUCUCCACACAACACAGGAAGCACGUCCCUCUCACACUUCGAGACGUCCGAGAAACCCAGAAUCUGGUCGCUGGCGCGUACUGCGGCUUCCGAAGUCAUACUGGGUUCACAUCACAGCAGAGAGUUCAGGACUGGGAGUACUGGUGUGGACUGCCAGAUGCAAACGUCCAGGCUUCCUGGAAUAGGGACUGGGCAGUGUGGAGACUUCAGGGGUCUGCAGGACCCAACAAACCUGUCCAAUGCUGAGAACCCCUUCCAAGAGGGUCCCCCAGUACAGCCAAACAGUAAAGCAUACAAUACUGGCAGCUACACACACAAGAGUCUUCACCAGCACUGUGCUCCCUACCCUGCACUCACAGACGCAUGCCAGUACUCAGCCAUGGAAGGGUUCUCAGAUGGGGUGAAGACAACGGGAGAGUCCGAACUGAAUGACACGUGUCUGACACUACAGGACAACAAGGUCACUGCAUUCAGACCUGUGCUGAAGAGGUGA
Chanos chanos (milkfish) is the source of this 1494-nucleotide messenger RNA. RefSeq names its product iroquois homeobox 6a (gene irx6a). NCBI's taxonomy places the organism in Eukaryota, Metazoa, Chordata, Actinopteri, Gonorynchiformes, Chanidae. Gene Ontology annotation, cellular component: nucleus. The transcript has 6 exons. Gene Ontology annotation, biological process: regulation of transcription by RNA polymerase II; neuron differentiation; cell development. The coding region runs from base 1 to 1494 and encodes 497 amino acids. The record is from RefSeq and is a predicted model, not a curated record. Gene Ontology annotation, molecular function: DNA-binding transcription factor activity, RNA polymerase II-specific; RNA polymerase II cis-regulatory region sequence-specific DNA binding.